Molecule: messenger RNA, 1440 nt
Organism: Ambispora gerdemannii
Lineage: Eukaryota; Fungi; Glomeromycota; Glomeromycetes; Archaeosporales; Ambisporaceae
Source: the annotation of a GenBank genome assembly
AUGAGUGAACACGCCCUGACACCGCCGACAAAAGUUAUUAGAAGCCCGCCUUGUACACCAACUAGUAAGCGACGACAGCGUGCUGUUAAUGGGUCAUCAGCUGGUCAAACACCAUCAUCACCUUCAAACACUCCUCGGUGUAAAGGAGUCUCACUCACUACCGGAUUGGCAUGUAAACGGCCAGUAUCAUCUGAUAGUUAUUGCUAUCAGCAUCGAGGACAAUUGCAUACCGAAAGCAUAUUCGGAAUCCCAACUACACCACCAAAAGUUAUUAAAAAUCAUCAAUAUGAAAAUGUUUUUGUUUCUUCUUCUUCAUCAUCAUCUCUCGAGAAAAGUAUAAACAAACGUGAAGAAUUCGAUGACUUUUUGAGACAUUUUAAUAGGUUAUCAAUCGUGGAAACUAAAGAAAAAUCAAAGACACCGCCGCCUUUUAAUUCAGAACCAAUAUCUAAACUCAUAGCUCCGAAUUCGAUACAAACUCCUCCACCAACAUCAUCAAAUGUGAUACAAACUCCUCCUCCAACAUCAUCAAAUGUAUUAAAACCAAUCGAAAUAGCGCAGAAAUCGUUAUACCCUCAUUUGGACGAGCAACAUGAGAAUACAGAAAAUUUUAUGUGCUCGGAUGCUUCAUUAAAUAAAAAAUCACAAUCUCUCGUUCAUGUAAAAUCCAGAAGCGGAACAUCAGGUCCUCUCAAUUAUAUGCAACACGGUGCCCGUAUUCAUAUUAAUUUAAAUAGUCCUAACGACGACGACACUUCAUUUCGACAAUCACCGGGCUCCGUUCGAUGUCAAGGACGGAGUUUAAGAACCGGAAAACUGUGCACACGGUCAAUAAAAGUGAUUAAGGAUGAGGAUAAUACGAAAAUAUGGUAUUGUCAUCAACAUAGAGUCGAAAUCGAGAAAAAUCAACCGUCGAUUGAAUCAUUAACCUUUGUGCCCGACUGGAUUGACUCUAACCUCAAAGAAGAAACGAAAAAGAUGUUAUUAGAAGAAAUGUCGAAACCUAUAUCAUCCAAAGACGAAUCAGGUUAUAUUUAUGCGUAUGAAUUGAUUGAUGGUCCAUUAUCAAAGAAUUUUGACUCUCGACUCUAUAAAGUGGGUCGAGCAACAAAUGUACACCGCAGGCUAUAUCAAUGGAAUCGACAAUGCGGUUAUGAGCCAUCAGUGAUUGAAUAUUUUCCCGAGAAUAAAGAACUCGGUCAAUUAAUUACUGUACCUGUGACUAAAUGCAAAUACACCCAUCGUGCGGAAAGAUUAAUACAUAUCGAGUUGGGUGACAAAUUCCACACGAUUCUACCGAAAUGCCCGGGGUGCGGUAAUCAGCAUCGCGAAUUCUUUAAAGUUCCCAUAUUGAAUUCGGAUGAUGGGUGGGAUAAAAUCCGACGCGGCAUAAUACAUUGGUUGACAUAUAUUGAGAAAAUUUACGGGGUCGGCUAUUGA